Molecule: messenger RNA, 4548 nt
Organism: Rattus norvegicus (Norway rat)
Lineage: Eukaryota; Metazoa; Chordata; Mammalia; Rodentia; Muridae
Gene: Pcdhga1
Product: protocadherin gamma subfamily A, 1
Exons: 4
Coding region: 1-2796 (931 amino acids)
Biological process (GO): homophilic cell-cell adhesion; cell adhesion
Cellular component (GO): plasma membrane; membrane
Molecular function (GO): calcium ion binding
Source: RefSeq, marked provisional
AUGGCGAUUCCAGAGAAGCUAACCGGUUGGAGCCUGCUGAUGCUGCUGUGCCUUUCUCUGGAGCUACUGUUGGAAGCUGGGGCUGGAAACAUCCGAUACUCCGUGCCAGAAGAAACCGACAAAGGCUCCUUCGUGGGCAGCAUCGCCAAGGACCUGGGACUGGAAACCCGGGAGCUGGCGGAGCGCAGGAUCCGCAUCGUCUCCAGAGGUAGGUCGCAGCUUUUCUCCCUGAACCCGCGAAGCGGCAGCUUGGUCACCGCGGGCAGGAUAGACCGGGAAGAGCUGUGCGCUCAGAGCGUGCCGUGUGUCGUGAGCUUUAACAUCCUUAUGGAGGAUAAAGUAAAGCUUGUCCCUAUCGAAGUAGAGAUAAUUGAUAUCAAUGACAACACUCCCCAAUUCCAGUUAGAAGAGCUAGAAUUAAAAAUGAGUGAAAUAACGACCCCAGGUACCAGGAUCCCUUUGCCUCUCGGGCAAGACCUGGAUGUGGGUAUAAAUUCACUUCAGAGCUACCAGCUAAGCGCCAACCCUCACUUCUUCCUGGAUGUGCAACAGGGACCUGAUGGACCACAACAGCCGGAGAUGGUACUGCAGAGACCUCUAGACAGAGAAAAAGAUGCUGUUCAUUACCUGAUCCUCACUGCCUCUGAUGGGGGCAACCCAAUACAUUCAGGGACUUUGCAAAUUCAUGUUCAGGUGGUAGAUGUGAACGACAACCCACCAGCAUUUACUCAGGCAGAGUAUCACGUGAGAGUCCCUGAGAACGUUCCAUUAGGCACUCGGCUUCUCAAGGUGAAUGCCUCUGACCCGGAUGAGGGAGCUAAUGGCAGAGUAACCUACUCCUUUCACAAUGUAGACCACAGCGUGGUCCGGAAAUUUCAGUUGGAUUCUUACACAGGAGAACUAUCGAAUAAAGAACCACUAGACUUUGAAGAAUACAAAGUUUAUCCAAUGGAAAUUCAAGCUCAGGAUGGUGCUGGACUCAUGGCCAGAGCGAAGGUGCUGGUCACUGUUUUGGAUGUUAAUGAUAAUGCCCCAGAAAUUGGAGUCACGUCUGUAACUACCACAAUACCAGAAAACUUUCCUCCUGGGACCAUAGUUGCUCUCAUCAGUGUGCAUGAUCAAGACGCUGAUGACAAUGGUCACACCACUUGUUCCAUUCCUGGCAACCUACCCUUUAAACUGGAAAAGUUAGUGGACAAUUAUUACCGCUUAGUAACAGAAAGAACACUGGACAGAGAACAUAGCUCUAGGUACAACAUCACAAUAACAGCAACAGAUCAGGGAACUCCACCCCUAUCUACCCAGGCUCACAUCUCACUGCUAGUGACAGAUAUCAAUGACAACCCUCCAGUUUUCGAACAGGACUCCUAUUCUGUCUACAUCCCUGAAAACAACCCCAGAGGGGCUUCCAUCUUCUCAGUAAAGGCCCAGGAUGCUGACCACAAUGAGAAUGCUCUAGUGACUUACGCCCUGGUGGAAGACACUAUUCAGGGAGUACCUUUGUCUUCUUAUUUCUCCAUCAACUCUGACACUGGAGUUGUCUAUGCACUGCAAUCCUUUGACUAUGAGCAGUUUCGAGAUUUGCAGCUAAGAGUGAUGGCCCGUGAUAGUGGGAACCCACAACUCAGCAGCAAUGUAUCUCUGAGUCUAUUCAUGAUAGAUCAGAAUGACAACGCCCCAGAGAUCCUGUACCCUGUCCUCCCCACUGAUGGCUCCACUGGUGUGGAGCUAGCACCUCGAUCUGCCGAGCCCGGUUACCUGGUGACCAAGGUAGUAGCAGUAGACAAAGACUCAGGACAGAACUCCUGGCUGUCCUACCGUCUGCUCAAAGCCAGCGAGCCAGGGCUCUUCUCGGUGGGGCUGCACACAGGUGAGGUACGCACAGCUCGGGCCCUGCUGGACAGAGAUGCUCUCAAACAGAGCCUGGUGGUGGCUGUGCAGGACCACGGCCAGCCUCCUCUGUCCACCACAGUCACAUUUACUAUAGCAGUGGCUGACAACAUCCCUGACCUCCUGGCUGACCUGGGCAGCAUUGGGACCCCUGCUGACCCCCAGGAUUCAGAUCUCACACUCUACCUGGUGGUGGCAGUGGCCGUAGUCUCCUGCAUCUUCCUAGCCUUUGUAAUAGUGCUCUUGGUGCUCAAGCUGCGACAUUGGCACUCCUCACGCUUGCUCCAGACUGCAGCAAAUGGACUGACUGACCUGCCCACCUCCAACUUUGUAGGUGUUGAUGGGGUACAUGCAUUUCUACAGACCUAUUCCCAUGAGAUCUCACUCACUGCUGACUCUCGUAAGAGCCACUUGAUCUUCCCGCAACCCAACUACGCAGACACACUCAUCAGCCAAGAGAGCUGUGAGAAAAAAGAAUUUCUGUCAGCACCACAGUCUCUGCUUGAAGAUAAAGAGGAAAUAUUUUCUCAGCAAGCCCCGCCCAACACUGACUGGCGUUUCUCUCAAGCCCAGAGACCCGGCACGAGCGGAUCCCAAAAUGGGGAUGAAACCGGCACCUGGCCCAACAACCAGUUCGAUACAGAGAUGCUGCAAGCCAUGAUCUUGGCCUCUGCCAGUGAAGCCGCUGAUGGGAGCUCCACUCUGGGAGGGGGCACUGGCACUAUGGGUUUGAGCGCUCGAUAUGGACCCCAGUUUACCCUGCAGCACGUGCCUGACUACCGCCAGAACGUGUACAUCCCUGGCAGCAAUGCCACACUGACCAACGCAGCUGGCAAACGAGAUGGCAAGGCUCCGGCAGGCGGCAAUGGCAACAAGAAGAAGUCGGGCAAGAAAGAGAAGAAGUAAUAUGGAGGCCAGGCCUUGAGCCACAGGGCAGCCUCCCUCCCCAGCCAGUCCAGCUUGUCCUUACUUGUACCCAGGCCUCAGAAUUUCAGGGCUCACCCCAGGAUUCUGGUAGGAGCCACAGCCAGGCCAUGCUCCCCGUUGGGAAACAGAAACAAGUGCCCAAGCCAACACCCCCUCUUUGUACCCUAGGGGGGUUGAAUAUGCAAAGAGAGUUCUGCUGGGACCCCCUAUCCAAUCAGUGAUUGUACCCACAUAGGUAGCAGGGUUAGUGUGGAUACACACACACACACACACACACACACACACACACACACAAACACCAUGCCACACUCCCCUAGUUACAGCUGAACUCCCCAUCUUCCAACCCAGUCAGGCUCAUUCAUCUCCAGCCUCCCUCUCCCCACCCCACCCUUUCAGUCAACACCCUCUCUUUGAGCCAGGUAGUUGGGCUGUUGGGGUGACAGGUGAGCUAAGGGGGCUCCUAGUUCUGAACAGGUGGGAGAGUAUUACAAUCCUUUGGCCUCUCCUUCAGUUCAGCUGUCCCCCAAAGCAUGGUUUGGUACCAGUCUUCUCAUUUCCUCCUAGAGCCUGAGACCAAUGCUUAAGUUUUGGGGAACAGUCACCAUGCCCCUGGUACUGAUGAUGCUUGCUGGAUUUUUGGGAAGGCAUUUUGCUACUAAGCCUCUUUUCAAUGCCUGGGGACUACCAGUCUUCUGUUCUCCAUUGUUUGAUGUUCCCACUGCAUGCUGUGACUUCCUACUCCUCAAAGAAGAGACUCCUUUGCAUGUCUGGAGACAGUAGGGGGUGGUAAACUAAAGGGAAGCUGAGUGUAUACUGCUGGGAGUGGGGGCAGUGGACAAAACAGCCUGUUAAUAGGGUCUUGCAAGGGGCUCUGUACGUACCCAGGGUACUGGCUCAAUCCUCAAAUUCUAGCCAUAGACAAACAUCAGGCCAGACCCCUCCCUCCUGGUUCAGCCUGGGCAGCUUGGGCUGAGCCACCAGGACCAAUGGAUUUAAGCUGACAUUUCAGUCCAAGAAGACUUCUAAGUGAGUUUAAGACCAGAGAGGAAAGAGGGGCCUCUGUGGGUGCUGGGUACUCCAGAGGUGCCCUUGGUGGGAGGGUCAGUGGUCCUAGCAGGAAGGGAGCCCAGCAAGGUCAUUCUUGGACCCUGGGUCUAGUCCGGUAGCUAGAACAAGGGACCAAGUGGCUAUAAAGUCUCAGCCAAUGAUGAGGCUUUUCCCCUGGGCCUCUGGGCCCCUGUAUUCCUCAAGCCCCUGGCCUCCACCUUACCAGGUGCCAUUUCUCAGAAGGCCACUGCCCAGGCCCCCAGGCCGCCCCCUCGUGGCCACAGACCGGUUAAAGCCCCCCAGUGCCUCCUUGUGCAUAGAACUUCCUCUGCCCGAGCCCUUACAGUAGUGUAGAAGCCCCCUUCCUCCUCCCGCUGGUGUAGAAUAGCCAAUAGUAUAGUGUGGUGUGCUUUUACGUGAUGGCGAGUGGGCAGCGGGCGGUGGGCUGUGCGCAGCCGUCUGUCCUUUGAAUCUCAAUCUGCCUGCGCGGCCAGUGCUGUGUUUUGUGCUGUGUCCACACGCUGCGGCGACCCCUCCCUGUACUGACUUCUCUAUAAAAGCUUCUCUUCGCAUAGUCACGUAGCUCCUGCCCAUCCCCCUUCCGAUAUCUCUCGCAAGUUUUAUACUCUAAUAUUUAUAUGGCUUUUUUCUUCGAAAAUUAAAAAUAAAAAAUGGUUUCUUCUG